AUAAAAUAUAAUGGUAAUAACAAUUGGGUAUUGAGUAAUAUAUUAGGAUCAUGUUUUUCAAUAUUUGGCAUUCAAAAUGCUAAAAUCAAUUCAUUUAAAACUGGGUUCAUAAUGUUAACUGGAUUGUUCUUUUAUGAUAUUUAUUUCGUAUUUGGAACUGAUAUUAUGGUCACAGUUGCGACAAAUAUGGAAAUUCCUGUUAAAAUUUUGAUUCCAAGAGCCCCAGAAAUUAAAGAUUAUGACUUUACCGGUUUAAUACCUAUAAUUAAAAUGUCAAUGUUAGGCUUAGGCGAUAUAGUUAUCCCUGGUAUUUUCAUCUCAUUGUGUUUAAGAUUUGAUUUAUUUAAAUAUCAUGAAAGCCAAAAAGAAAAAACUGAAUUUCACCAUUUAAAUGCUUACACAAAGUCUUACUUUCAUAAUGCGAUUAUUUCGUAUGUCUUUGGGUUAUCUUUAACGAUGUUAUUCCUAAAUGUCUUCCAUGCUGCCCAGCCUGCUUUGCUAUACUUGUGUCCAUCUAUUAUUAUAUUCACAGUUGUCAAAGCCUGGCUAUCAAACGAUUUAAGGUUGCUCUGGAACUACACUGAAGGCGACGAAGAGAAGGACGAAGAUGAAGACGAAGACAAAAACGAAGAC
Molecule: messenger RNA, 633 nt
Organism: Ascoidea rubescens DSM 1968
Lineage: Eukaryota; Fungi; Ascomycota; Saccharomycetes; Ascoideales; Ascoideaceae
Gene: YPF1
Product: aspartic endopeptidase
Exons: 1
Biological process (GO): membrane protein proteolysis
Cellular component (GO): membrane; lumenal side of endoplasmic reticulum membrane; cytoplasmic side of endoplasmic reticulum membrane
Molecular function (GO): aspartic endopeptidase activity, intramembrane cleaving
Source: RefSeq, a predicted model, not a curated record